GAAAGAAUCCCAGUUCGAGAACGGAAGCCUCGCGUUUGGUGCGAUUCGUGAAGUGAGCAAUACGGUACAAAAAUACAGCAAUUGUCAAUUAUGAAGAAGGCACUUGCCGUUCCUCAUAGUUCCAAAACACUAGCAAAACGAUCCGUAUUCCCCCUGCUCGCAAUCCUCUUCAGCCACACCACAACCUUUGCCUUUAGCAGCAGCAGCACGAACGCCAUCGGCGGAAGGACUACAAGCAACAACCCGACAAACAGAAACAAAAACAAAAACACAAAGGCACUCAACGACAGAGCGAACCCUUGCCACACGAAUCCACGCCGAAAUACAAACAGCAUGUCUCUCUCGAUGGACACGGACGAUCUGGCCGUCCAGGCCAACUCGUACGCCUCGGCAAACGGGAUCCAGGUCGAGCGACGAACCGAGGGAAGCGGAGACGGAGAAGAAAAGCCCAAGACCUACUUCGAGGGGGCCCCCAUGUCGCUCCUCCCCAACGCCUACCCGAGGCAGGCCUUCGAGCAGGCCAAGAGCGUGGCCCCCGCCUUUAACGAGCUCGUCGAUCGCGUCAGCCGCGACGCCGAAUUCCUGGAGGCAACUCUGGGCGGGGGCGUGAGCUCGAUGGACCCCUACACGGGCAAGCUCCUCGCCCUCUACAAGGACGUCUACGUCGAGGAAGGGAAGGGUGCGGCCGCCAGGACCGCCGACCGCCUCGGGGUGCACCGRAGCGAUUACAUGCUGCACAGGGACGGCGAUGGUGCCUCCUAUCAGCUCAAGCAGGUCGAGCUGAACACGAUCGCCUCCUCCUUUGCCGGCCUGUCGUGCAAGAUCGCCAGUCUCCACCGAUACCUAACGUCUCGCUACGAGACAGAAACCAGCGCAUUCUUGCAAGAAAACGUCAAGCAGGUGGUGGACGAAGACGCAGCGGAAGGGUCGCCGGAGGGGCCCGGGGUCCCGUCCAACCCCGCCCUGGAAGAACUCCCGCUCGGCAUGAAGGUGGCCUACGACCGAUACGUCGAGCGCUUCGGGGGCGAUUCCGGUAAGAAAAAACCCGUGGUCUUGUUUGUCGUGCAGGACGGCGAAACCAAUACGGUCGACCAGCGCCUGCUCGAAUUCGCCCUCUGGGAAACCCACGGGAUCCCCGUGGUGCGGCGGUCCCUCACCAAGCUCGACGCGGAGCUCUCGGCAAGCGAAAACGGGGCYCUGGUGCUGGAAAGCACGGGCAGCGAGGUCGCCGUCGUGUACUUCCGGGCCGGCUACGCCCCCACGGACUACCCCGACGGAGACGACGGGAUCGAGUGGAGGGCCCGGCUCACCCUCGAAAACUCGCGGGCCACCAAGUGCCCCUGUCUCGGCUACCACCUGGCGGGAACCAAGAAGGUCCAGCAGGAACUGGCCCGGCCGGGGGUUCUGGAACGGUUCUUCCCGGAGGACGCCGGCAAGGUGGCGGCCAUGCGGGCCUGCUUUGCCGGCCUCUACAGCCUGGGAGACGAUGCGGUCGGGGAAGACCUAAAGGCCGUCGAGGAGGUCCUGGACGGRGGGCACGCGGGGUACGUCCUGAAGCCCCAGCGCGAGGGUGGCGGGUACAACUUUUACGGGGAGGACCUGGCAAAAAAGCUCGCGGCCAGCGUCGAUCGCGACGGCGGGACCACCCUCAAACUCGGCGAGGACCUCGCCGAGUACAUUCUCAUGCAGCGCCUCUUCCCGCCCCAGCAGAGGGCUAUUCUGAUGCGGGGCGGGAGGGUCGAGGGCACCGGGGACUCCAUCUCGGAGCUCGGCGCCUUUGGAACCCUGGUCUGUGACGCCAACGGAAAGGUCGUCCACAACGCCUACGCCGGAUUUUUGCUGCGCACCAAGUUCAGCAACGUCGACGAGGGCGGCGUCGCGUCCGGCUUUGCCACCCUGUCGAGUCCGUACCUGUGCUGAUCGGAUCAAAUCCAAUCGAAUCCAAUCGAAUCGAAUCCAAUGGAAUCCGAAAUCGAAGCGGGCGGUGGCGGCAAACAACACGAUCCAAUCCAAACCAAUCAGAUCGAGUGAAGCAAUGGAAUUCAUCAUUGCAAAACACCGAACGCUUGCCGUGGCAUCCUACUGUUCGCUAAGAUACAAUUUAACAUU
Messenger RNA from Pseudo-nitzschia multistriata, 2109 nucleotides. The record is from the annotation of a GenBank genome assembly. Lineage: Eukaryota; Bacillariophyta; Bacillariophyceae; Bacillariales; Bacillariaceae.